AUGUCUCCCAAUACGAAGAUGCCCAAAUCAUCAGAAAGUCUCCGCAGUCAGCUGCUUUGGCAUCAAGAUCAUACUACCUGGCAGCGCAUCAGUGGAGAUGACGGUGUCUUCCCCGCCCUUUGA
Messenger RNA from Penicillium oxalicum, 123 nucleotides. RefSeq lists its product as uncharacterized. The transcript is spliced from 2 exons. The record is from RefSeq and is a predicted model, not a curated record. NCBI's taxonomy places the organism in Eukaryota, Fungi, Ascomycota, Eurotiomycetes, Eurotiales, Aspergillaceae. The coding region runs from base 1 to 123 and encodes 40 amino acids.